Messenger RNA from Pocillopora verrucosa, 1245 nucleotides. RefSeq names its product protein BTG2. Gene Ontology annotation, biological process: regulation of gene expression. NCBI's taxonomy places the organism in Eukaryota, Metazoa, Cnidaria, Anthozoa, Scleractinia, Pocilloporidae. Gene Ontology annotation, cellular component: nucleus; cytoplasm. The record is from RefSeq and is a predicted model, not a curated record. Gene Ontology annotation, molecular function: transcription corepressor activity.
UUCGCUUUACCAUCCUACUAAACUCGAAGUAGAAAACCUUAGUGAGACAUUUUAUAUAUUUUUUAAUAAAAUCUUAGUCAACGAAAGGCCAAUGGAGCUUGAAAUACAAGUCGCUGUUAACUUCCUCAUCGGCUACCUCGUCAAUAAACUGCCACGUCGAAGAGUACAGCUUUUUAACGAGGAGGUUGUGAAGAAACUGACGAAGAAAUUUGAAGGCCAUUGGUACCCCGAAAAACCAUGUAAAGGAAGCGGAUACCGUUGCCUCCUUAUAACUGACAGCCUAGAUCCUGUGUUGGGUUCUGCUGCAGAAGCAAGCGGACUUAGCGCAAAGGAUGUGAAAGCCAAUUUGCCGGAAAAGCUCUGUCUGUGGAUCGACCCACAAGAAGUAUCCUUCAGAAUCGGCGAACAAGGGUCCGUGAAGACGAUCUAUAAAGCUGAAAAGAAACCUGAAGCAAUCUGUGACGAAACCACUCGCUGGGUGAACCUUUUAAAUGGCCACAACAGCGGUAACUCAAACAGCCCAGUUCCAUUCCGUAGUCAAAGCCCUCCAAGAAUCAUGGCGGACCGCUCUUCUCCUGUGUUGUCAUCCGCUUCCAGUUCUUCACCAUCACCUCCCUUGUACAACUCACAAUACAUGCCUUACAAUAGCUGGAGCGCAGCAGAGGAGUCUUCUUUGUUUAAAUUCAGGGCGAAAAGAGCUUCUCCGACAUCUCUGUCGCCAAACGCGAAAGAGUUCAACUAUCGGACCCCGUGGGACAACUUCAACUAUGGAGCACAACAAAACAGUGGGCUGGAUACCACUCGUGGCGCGUUCAUUUCUUCUUCUUUUUUAGACUGGUUUAAUUACAACGAGAUUGGAAAUUUCAACACUGCUGCCCAGCUACCAAUAUUAGCCUGAAAAAUGUUAAGUGUUGGGUGUGCGGAGUUAUACAUUGCAAUUUGAAAAGGUGUUAAAAUAAUAUUUGUAUAGAUAACCAUAGGAAAAAGAUGAUGUGAAAUUCUUCACAGAAAAUUGUAAAUUUUUACAAAAUAAGUUACAGUAUUUCUCCAACGCAUGUACAUUUGUACAAAAACGUUUUGUUUAUAAAUAUAAAAUGUAUAGUGUUUCUUAAAAGAGAUGUACGAGGUAUUUUGUUCUUGUUUCAAAGAAACUCCGAAAAAAUAGAGCCACAAUGGUGUUGAAUUUAUUAUUGGAUUGUAUUUAAAAAUUUUGAAGAAAGAGGAAUAAAGUUUGCAUACAAUUUA